Messenger RNA from Schistosoma intercalatum, 3613 nucleotides. The record is from the annotation of a GenBank genome assembly. Lineage: Eukaryota; Metazoa; Platyhelminthes; Trematoda; Strigeidida; Schistosomatidae.
UGCAUCAGCUGCUCUAUGCGUCAAGGUCACUUUCAGUUGGCCAAUCAGAUCUCGGGUCCUUUCAUACCUUUGUUAUUAAACCCGGUUCACAACCAUCCUUGGUCUGCCCGGCACAAUGAUGGUAACAAGCUCAAGAAACACUGUGGGGAUCUUUGGAGCGCCAACCAAUAAUGUACCUAAGGCAGUGCUUCCAUCUGUAAAGUCCCCCAAAAAAGGUCGCCGUCUGAAAAAACGUCUGGAAGUUUCCGAGACAAAUUCGGAGUCACAUCAAGAAAUCACUUCUUCUAGUCAUUGUAGAACUUUCGAAAAUAACCUUAUUCCUGGCCGAAGUCUUUCACCACAAACCUCCAGUCUUUGCACACCAACUCACUUUUCAAGCACUCGCUGCCAAGCAUUUUACUACGCUAUUCAGGAAAAAUUAUUCUCUUCUUUGUCUCAAGAAAAAUUACUUUACAUUGGUAAUGAGCAUUUGCUAGCUGUGAACUCAGAUUUGGAUGAUAAAGUUGACGCAGCAUUGAGAGCAGAAACUUUGUUCAAAUUGUGGUCCUUACAUAGCGCCUAUUAUUCGCUUUCCUCCAUCAUAUUCUGCAAGGCAGUGUGUUUAAUGGAUUUACUGGUUGCUAGAGUCAAAGUUAAACCAAAGUACGCAAUGUGCGUGGCCGCUGCAUGCUACUACAUCACUUCCAAGUUCGAGAGAUCAUCCGAACACGUUUCACCCACACCUGAAAGCCUUGUAACGCUAUCACGAUGUGGCGGCACAGCUGCUGAUCUGACACGAAUGGUGGAAAUUAUCCUUACAAAGUUGGGGCCUUCCAGCGUUGCUGCUAUCGGUGCAUGCUCGGCUACAGCCAUUGAUUUUCUGUCCAUUUUCUCCUCGUUCAGCAUCCCGUUUGCGUCUUAUCAGAAUGAAUCUAGAAAUCAAAACUCUUGGUUGCCUGUCCCUAUUUCUAUUUGUCGUCAGAUCGAAAUAGCUCUAGUCUCCUCAGAGGUAUCGUGCUUUCGUCCUUCGUGCCUAGCACUGGCCUUGCUCAAUCAUCUUUGUUUUAAUUCAGCUGUGGGGUCACUGGGUUCAGCUGACGAUUGGCUGCAGUUCCAUACGUCUGACCUCUAUAAUUUGUCACUUAUAUGUAACAUUUCUUGGACUGAUGUUGUUGCAUGUUCUUCCACAUUGAAGGAAGCACUUACCAAAACAUCGGGAUCCUACACAGUUCAGGAUUACCCUUCAUCCCGUCUAUUAGGCAGCUCCCCACCACUUGUGUGGACGUUAUCAAGGCGCACACAACGCAGCAUUUCUACAUCUUCUCCUCCAGCUCUUUCAACUAUCACAGAGGUAGAUGAGGAGCGGGUUCUUUUAAAUGAUAUUUUUUCGAACAUGGAUUUGGGUUUAUAGUAAGUCCAUUCAUAAUUUUUUCUUCUAUGGAAAUUAACUGAACUAACCUUUCUGGUUGUAGACUAACUUAUUUAAAGAAUCCAUUCUCCUUAAAAGCUUCGCUUCAUUGUUUUUCGUUUGCCCACCAUAUGCUGGAAAUGAUUCCUUUACACAGAACUUCAUAAAUUUCAAAAGUCUGAUCACUAUAUAGAAACUAAGUCCCACAACUCUGAUGGCUUAUAAUAUCCCUCCAUACCUAGUCAAAUAAUGUAUUGUUUAGUAUUUUGUGGUGAAGAAGGGUGUUUUACGAACAAUUUUAACACAUCUCAUUUGUUGCUUUUAUUUUAUUUAUUUAUUUCAACACAUAAAGAGUGGUACAAGAGGCCACCAAAUGUAUAUGCGCCACACCGUAUUGUUGCUAAUUAUUCAGUAGGUUAAAAAGUAUACAAUUUAAGAGCAAAUCGAUCAAUCAACGCUACAAUAUCCCGAGAUUCUUAAUUGAAAUACUGUUCAGGGAUGUAACUAAAUAUGCUAAUUUUCAAACCAUAUAUUUUGCUCAAUGACUACGGUCUCACUAGAUCGUUUGAAUAAAAUCUCUAGCAUCUCGGGGUUCUCGUAAUUCCAGGCAAAACAGUUAAUUAUAUGAAUGUGUAGAUCACAAAAACACUUCUGUUUGAAGGUUUUGCUAGUUUGAAAACUCAAUACAUCAUACAACCGUCGUUUCUCAAUCCUUUCUACUAUUUAGUAAAGCGCUUAAAAUCUAAACUAGGUCUCUUGCAAAUCCAUAAAAAAUUCGUUCGUAAUGUGCAUACGUUUUGGAACUCCCUGGUUCCAAAAUUAAAUUUAAUGCGUAAGUUAACGAUCUCUAAACAGUCGUAUCACCUUCAGUUUUUUCUUUGCCUGUUACAACUUACCAUUACAAUACAACUCUUUCAGAUGUUAUCGUUUAUGUAAAGUAGUUUAUUCGGGUAAAGUUUCUUAUGAUGUUGUUUGAUACCAAUUAUUUGGUUUAUUGACAAUAAGAUACUUUGACAUUUUCAUGUUGUUGUUGUUUUUCUCAAUAUUGCUGUCCAUCCAUUAAAUAAUGUCUGGUAUCGUAAUUAUCCAACCUGUUCUUUCGUGUCUGACGGAAAUAUUAUCUCGUCUUUUUUUGUAAAAUACAUCUCACCAACUUUAUAUGAGCUAUUGAAUUCUUGAAAACUAAUUAGAUCUAUCAUACCAUUGUUUAAGUAAGAUAAUGUUACCAAGCAUCCAGUUCUAAGUGGUCAGCGCUUGUGACAAAUCUAAAGCAGCAAGUUCCAAUAAGAAACAAAUACAAAUGUUCACAAGUUUAAAAUCUAUAAAUUACUUUCCAGUUAGUCAGUGGAUGAUGUAAAUCAGUUUGUAGUCUUGAUAUAAUAAAUUGUCUUAAUUAGUCAUUCAAUGAUAAUCAGACAGCUAGGUGUAAAUUGUCAUCUAGCAUUUGACAUUAGUGUUUCUAAGACCCAAGAGAUAUUGGAAAAAGUACAGUUUUAUACUUAAGAUGAUAUAUCUCAAAGACUAUUUUAAUGACAGAUUCUUCUAGUUCAUAUACCCUACACUAUAAAGCAAAAGUUGAUUACACUUGAAUGUGUCUAUGAAAUAAGUGAUGUGCAUUUUUUCCCCUGUUAAAUCCAAAUAAAACUAAUCUAUCUAUUUGGACAGAUAAAUUACAUUUUUUUGUGUCUGACUAAUUCAUUUUGCUUGGUAUUAAUUGUUUCAUUCUAAUUUGCUUUUUAACAUUUCCUUUCAGAAACUUUGACGAGGCAUAUUCAAAUUUUCACGUUGUAUCAUCAUUUUAUUCAAAUAUCCUCCCAUCCUAUUAUUUUUCAGCUUUUAUAAUCCUAAUAUAAAUUUUGAUCAUUAAACCAAUCUGUGAUUGGGAAAUUCAAGGGGAAAAAAUCUUUUUAAACUUACUGUGAGAAAAAAAAGAAAAGAUAGAAAUUUCCAUUCCUGUUGUUAUUUGUUAUUGUUGUCUCUGAACUAUUACCCUCUCCUCAAAUUUUAAUCAGUUGUGUACAAAUUUCAAAAUUAUUUGUUUUUUAGAGAAAAAAAAUUAACAAUCAGUUUACUUUAUUAGUUAUUAUCAGCAGCAAAACUACAGCUCAAUGUAUACCAGUACUACUAUCAGCAUAUCUUCAAUUUACUUAAUUGUUGUUGUUUUUUUAUUAUUUCUGUUCACAUUGUCAAAUUACAUAAAAUCAAACAACUGUACUUGACUAAGGC